This is a messenger RNA of Anopheles bellator, 4770 nucleotides long. It is a transcript of the gene Pep, whose product is annotated as zinc finger protein on ecdysone puffs. The coding region runs from base 125 to 2161 and encodes 678 amino acids. The record is from RefSeq and is a predicted model, not a curated record. The transcript has 7 exons. NCBI's taxonomy places the organism in Eukaryota, Metazoa, Arthropoda, Insecta, Diptera, Culicidae. Gene Ontology annotation, cellular component: nucleus.
CUUUCGUGGUGUCGAGUACCUUCUCUCUUCUCUUAAGCAAGUUUCAAAGAAGUAUCUCUAAGUGUAUAUUUUUCUUCUAGAUAUCAAGUUCUCCAGAGAAGAAGUAAAUUUGCAUCCCGCAAUAAUGGCUUAUCGCAACAACAACCGUCGGGGUGGUGGCGGUGGCAACGGUGGAGGAAUAGGUAGCAACUUUAGCAAUAACUACGGAAACCGCAUCAAUCCCUGGGAUGCGGGUGUAAGCGGUGGUCGUGGGAACAACGACGCCAUCACAUUUGCCAAUAGCUUGAUCAACAAUUUGAUCCGCAAUCAGAACACUAACCAGGUGCCGUCGCUUCUGGACGGCGUUCAAUCUUCGCGAUUUGACGAUAUCAAUGGUUACAACUUCAUUAGGAAUCGAUAUGGCAAAAACCGUAACAAUAAUGGACGUGGCAUUCGCAAGCUGGAUGCUGUUAGCCGUUCCAAGAAUGUUCUGGCAAAGAAUGCACAUAAGCCAACUAAUAAAGUAACUUACGACUAUGCUAAUAGCAGUUAUCGAAAUGACCAGAGAAGUGGCGGUAAAGGAGCCAAAAAAAGUAACCCCAAUAGUGUUGGUGUUCCAAAGGAGAAAUCUACGCUCUCGAAGGCUUCACCGUACUUGGAAGUUUCAAAUGAUUUCCUCUACUGUCAUAUGUGUGAUAAGCAUAUGUACGAUGCGACUUCGUUUGAAAAUCACAUCACUGGUCGCACGCAUCGUGUGAUGAAGGAGAGCAUUGAGGAGAGUUACCGGAUGCGGGCCACACUGUUGCGGCAAGAGGCUAGAAUUGCUGAGCAGCUCAAGACGAUCGAGAUUGAUCGUCUAAAACGCAUGGGCAAAGCCAAAAACUACUAUAAAGUUCGUGAAUAUUGUCCGAUGUGUGAACUAUUCUUCUACGGUCACAUUAUUGCCCAUCGGCGAUCGGAAAAGCAUUUGGACCUCAAAAAGUUCUUACACCCCAAGUGUGAUGACUGUGAACUAGAGUUUCACAAUCGCACCGAGUACGACGAUCAUCUACUCUCAGUUGUGCAUAUGAAAAAUUGCAAAUCCAAACCUAGCCGGCUCGACAUCGAAAGAAAGGCAAAACAAUUGACCAUUUCUACAAUCAACGAUGAGCUACAGGAUAUAAGAGAAGAGACAGCUCCUAAAAAGAAGAAAGACAAAGAUUCUACCAGCGGCUCAUCGUCUAGGAAAGCUGAUGAUGGUAAAAUCAGCAGCAAGUCGUCGCAGGUCGCUGAAUCGUCGGCAUCAACAAGUGGUAGAGCAUUGGAAAAUGAAGAGUCGACAACAGCGACUGACGAUGAUCCAAUUCGAGAGGCGCUGGGCGGUGACAGUGAAGGUGGAAAACUAUUGUCAGAGGACGCGGGAGGAGCCGGUGUUGACGAUUCUAAGCUAGACGAGGAUAUCCCGGAGGAUGAGGUCGUGAAGGAAGAGGAAAGUGAAGACUGCAUAUUGGACUACAAACCGGGCGACGAAAUUGCUCCUGAAAUCGAUAAUAAAUUGCCUCGCUACAAGAAGAAUCGUGCGCUAGGCAUCAGCCUAAUUGGAAAGCUGGAGUGCAUCGAAUGUUGCAUCUGUCAUAAGUAUUUUGAUAACGUUGCAACGGGAGAAGUGCACGCUCGCACACAUUCGCACUAUCGAGCUUUCAUACGGUUUCUGAACGAAAAAGCGAUGGAGGUGCGUAUCGCACAAAAGCGUGCGGCCGUUGCGCUGGAAGAAGCAGAGGCAGCAAAGAAAAAGCAGAAACUUAUUGAUGAUAAGACUGGUGCUGACGGUUGCAUUGAGCAAAACGGAGAGGGCGAUAAGAAGAACUCGGAGCUGUACGAUCCUUCCGAAGCUACAGAAUCUGGUGAUGCCAGCAUGGCGGAGGAUAGCAAAAGCGACGACGGUGAGAACGGAUCAGAGCAAAUCGAACCGAUGGAGACAGAAUUAGUUGGAAGCACGGUGGACAGUAUCGAAAAGAACGGCUUGUCUUCUGUAUCGGGCAGCUCGGUAACCCAGCCCGGGGUCAACCCAGACGAACAAGCUGGUAGUAAUGGUGAAGAUUCUGGCAAAGAGGAAGAGUCCAAGGAGAGGGACGAUAAAUGCUCGACCAAGCAUGGCGGUAACCGUCGGGGUCGGUCCGGUAGACAUGCAGGACGAAACUAAGGAGCUGUAAUGGAACCUUCAAGUACAAUAGCUCUAGAAAAUGUUUAACACUAUCGAUAGCAUCAAAGUGAAGAAAGCGACACGAAACGAAAGAUAAAAGGGUUUUAAAAUCAAACUCUUUUGCAAUGACGUAUGUGUAAUAACUCAGAUACGGAUGCACUUUCUAAGUAAAUGUCAUUAAAACACACCACAAACAUGAAUUAAUUACAACAUGAACGCUGAUAACGAAAAGAAAACGAUGCUAAAAAGCAUGCUAGUUUCUUCCGUUUUUUUGGUUACUAAAUGUUGGAAAGGAUUAUGUUGCAGCGUACAUAAGAUUCACAACACUUUCUUCCUUCGAAUGUAGGAGCAUUAUGUUACACAAGCUCAUCCUGCUCUAACUGUCUAUUCGUAUGCUCGAUAGCUUAGAGCAUAAUAUUUCGCUUAAAUGCAAAUGCGUAUUUGAAAGGGCCUGUAUGAUGACAUACAGCGCUUCAUCUAACCUCUACUCUAAAAAUGUUUAUUGCGUUCCAGCUGGCAUUCGUAGAUCAAGCAUUGCGAAAUCCGCUCGCAAUACACCUGACUCGUAAUUUUUGUGGGCAACGCUUCAACCGGAUCGCUUUCAGCGAAUACAUUGUACACCACCACCGUAAAUUAUAAGUCACCGGUCAGGAUCGGCACUUUUGGAACCUAUCAGGCUCACAAACGGCCCGAGGGUGUGAAAAUUUACGCAAGAUGAAUAAUAACCAAUGUUUAGUGUUAUUACGUGAAGUGGUACGUCUUAGACAACCCUUUCUAGUUGUAACCGUAAGGAGUAGGAAACUUCGAUAAAGCUGUAUUUGUACGUUUACUCGUGUGUAGUACCAUUUGUGGAUGUUUCGGAAUCUGAAUAACGAGCAUGCUGUUAAAGGUAUUUCUUGACACUAGCAUACUACAUCGCUGCGUAUUGCAGCAAUCUCAGCGACCUACAGCAAGAAUCAUAAACGUUGAAAUAUGCACACUAAAUGUAAUAACUGCUUGUUGAUUAUCGUAGCGCGAGUCAGUAUACACAUGGCGAUCGUAACCAACGACAGCUAAACAGUAAAAUUGAAAGCACUCUCAUUCAUAGAUAAAUAUCCUAAAUGUAAAACUUUCUCUGCCUUUCUCAUUCAGCUUUUUCCUCACAUUGUAAUAAUAUGUAUGCCGAUGCAAACUCCGCCGAUGUGCAAAGCGGUAAACUUAUUUAUUGGCGUUCGUUUAGGAGUUCGAGAUGUCGUACGAUCAGCACGCCACUGUGUAUCCGAUCGUUCAUUUCCAACAGUCUCUGAGCAUGUGGCCAAUAAUACUCAUUUGGCAGAAAUGUACGGGAGUUUGUGCAAUACGGAAACGCAAAGCGAUGAUCACAUCCAUCAAUUACUAUCAAAACACGCUUCUAAUUGUGCAGGGCAGGCCCAAGGCAAUUCACAAUGAAUGAACCCACGUAGUUGCUUUGCUGGGAUGCUAAAGCUCUUCACUUCAGAUCUUUUAUUUCUGUGUGUUUGAAACUUUGCUUUCGUUAUCACUGCAAUGCACCAAACCGGUACAAAAUCAGUUAAGGUAAAAACUGCAUACUCAAUUGCCCCGACACCAUUCAUCGUUAAACAAUGCGCAUACAUACAAACACACACACAAUAUCUUUCAAGAUAAACAAAAAUCACACCCGAACAACCCACAUAAUAUACGAAAGUAAACACUCGUACACCAAUAUAUCCAAACCAAUAAGCAAAAUAAUCAUCCUGUUCCGGUCCAGCUGCGUAGUGUUGUUUCAUAGAAAAAUGUCAACGUAGCGAAUAAAUAUGACCCUGUGUUGAGUAUUACCCGCCAUCGAUGCAAAACUGCGGAAAAUCAAAUAUGCGUAUAUUCUACCACAAGAGCAGAGGAAAAGAAAAGAAGCGUGAUACUCCAAGUACGGAUACAUUAUAUUAAAAUACCGAGGGUAAAUUCACCAAUGCGAGAAUUUAAUUUGUUUGAAAGUGAUAGCCAGCUGUACUAUGACCAUCGAGCUCAAAAUCUCUACUUUCUUUACUUACGACCGCAAAAAGUCACCUAUUCCGGCUUGCCAGCAGCAGAAAGAGAGGAGGAUGAACAAAACGGUGAAAGAUACCGUACACCUAUGAAAUAAUAGGGGUAUGUACUACGCGUUGUAACAUUGUAGGAAGGAGACAUUUCUGAAAUUCAGAACAUCAAAAUACAUGCGAAACGAUUUCGUCGAGAGUACCUCUGCUUGUAUGAGUGCAAGUAUUUAACGACCCACAAUCAAGCAGGACUGACGGUCGAAAUAAAGAUGAGUGAGAAAACUUGCGAACGCUUAGUUCAAUGACAAGAACGAAUACAUUGAAAAAAUUUGUAAACGAAAAAAUAACACAUGCAAAAUACGACGAGAAAGAAAUUCGAUCUGAACCAAAGCACGCAUUAAAGAAGAUGCAUUUGUAAGGAGCAUCGACAGUAGUAAAUGGCACAAAUAUAGGUCUAAACGACCAAUGCUCGAGCGAGUAUCGAAUGAGCCUGUAACAACAAAACCAACAGCUGGUAGAGUGUGCAACUCAAGUGAAGAAGCGUGGGGAAAGAUAAUUUGUUGAACAUCUCAAAAAUAAAUGAAAAUAAUUGGCAAA